This is a messenger RNA of Sebastes umbrosus (honeycomb rockfish), 403 nucleotides long. It is a transcript of the gene cops9, whose product is annotated as COP9 signalosome subunit 9. The transcript has 3 exons. NCBI's taxonomy places the organism in Eukaryota, Metazoa, Chordata, Actinopteri, Perciformes, Sebastidae. The record is from RefSeq and is a predicted model, not a curated record. Gene Ontology annotation, biological process: negative regulation of protein neddylation. Bases 150 to 323 code for a protein of 57 amino acids.
CUCGAGGAGUCAGCCGGACACAUUUUAGUGUUGCACACGCUUGCUUUGUUUACGUGUGCUGAAGCUAGGCUAAGCUAAGCUAACCACAAACUCAAAGCUACUAAACAUCUUUUAAACCAUAAGUGCUGCUGAACUGAAGCUAAAACACAAUGAAACCCGCAGUGGACGAGAUGUUUCCUGAAGGAGCCGGACCGUAUGUUGAUCUGGACGAGGCAGGAGGCAGCAGUGGACUGCUAAUGGACCUGGCAGCCAAUGAAAAAGCAGUGCACUCUGAUUUCUUUAAUGACUUUGAGGAUCUGUUCGAUGACGAUGACCUGCAGUGACGACAGCGUGUGACCACCUGUCUGUUUCUGUGAAUGUUGUGUACAUAAGAAACAUUAAAAUGGGCUUAUUCUGACUACAA